UGAAUAAUUAAACUUCUUAAUAAAUCUCGUCAUAUGAAAAUAGACGUACAUAAGAUACAGGCCGGCCCGCACAACCGUCACCAAAUCCGAAAGGUAAGCCCAGUAAUAGGCAGUUAGGCACCAUACUGCAGUUCUAGAGAGAGAAACACACGCAAAGAGAGAGAAAGAUACAGACGCCGAGAAGGAACCUGAUCCGUUGCCCUUGUUUCUUCAUCGGAGGUUUAGGUUUUGAUUUUGAUUUUCAGCUUGAAGGAGUUGAUUUGUACGGUCAGCUGUAGGAUUUUGAUGGAAAGUGGUGAUGAUUUGACUUUUAAGAUUAUAUUUUCUGGAGAUGGAGCUGGAAGGUUGCGGGAGCGAGUGAAGGAGAAGUUAAAGGAGUUUAUGGGGGACUAUACAGAUGAUACUCUUGUGGAAUAUGUGAUCGUUUUGCUUAAAAAUGGCCGGCGCAAAGAAGAAGCAAGGAAUGAGUUGAAUGUCUUUUUGGGUGAUGACAGUGAUUCCUUUGUGUCUUGGCUGUGGGAUCAUCUGCAAUCAAACCUAAAUCUUUAUGCACAAUCGAAAGAACCUCCUCUUGCUGAUGAACAAGUGUCCAAACAGAAACCGCUGUCUGAAUCAGAGGUGACAAAAUCUGAUAAGUUAUCCAAGAGUCGAAGAAUCAAAGACUGGAAAGGGGUUAUAAGAGAUCCCACUGAACCACCUCCACUUCGCAGUGCUGUCAUUGCCAACGUUCAUGCAGAUAAUGAAAAUAAUCAUUCAGCUUCACCUCAGAGAAAAAGAGGCCACAGUGGUCAAACAGAUCACACCGAUGAAGGUUCACAAGUCAAGAGAGACACAUUAUCUAAGUCAACACUAGGUGGUGCCUCACGAAGGCUACUGCAAUUUGCAGUUCGAGACGCGGUCGGUACAUCCCGGCCAACUGGUUUGACUUCCGAGCCAUCUUUUAAACGUUUACGGUCUGCAGUUUCUACACCUACCGAUGACUCAUCACUCGAAGACCGCCCUCCAAAAAUCCGUUCACUUGCUAGAGUGCCUAAAGCUAUGGCGGUUGCCAUUAAAGCUGUAGCAGACGCUGCUCAAGAUGUUGUAAAAGUCAAACCCGCGGGAAACGUGUUUGACCGUCUUGGUCGUAGUAGUACAGAUGCAUCAGAUACCAUUGAAGAUGGGAAACACGAGGCUGAUGUUCCAACUUAUUCUGGGCAACAUGUGGGAGAUGUUUCUAUGAUGGAACAUGAUGGGGUUUCUAAUAAACCACACAGAGUUGAGAAUAUUCCUGUUGCUAAGAUGGCAAAUAAUUAUUCCAAUGUACACAAACCGAAGGGGGUUUCGGAUUUGGACCAUCAGAAACUUGUGCAGGAGACCGAGUUUGGUGCUGGCAAUAAUAGCAAUCCCGCAACUGUUAGCAACGGAAAUGGGGUACCUGUUAUACAUAUUCAACGGGAGGUUCACCAGAAGACACUGCCAUCAAUUGGCGUCAAUCCCACCAGUAAAUCUACCGAUGAUGUGGAUUCACGAACCAUUUUUGUUAGCAAUGUUCAUUUUGCUGCUACCAAGGAUAGUCUUUCUCGGCACUUUAACAAGUUCGGGGAUGUAUUGAAAGUGGUUAUAUUAACUGAAGCUGCAACGGGACAGCCAAAAGGGUCAGCUUACGUGGAGUUCAUGAGAGCGGAGACUGCAGAAAAUGCUCUGUCUUUGGACGGUACGUCCUUUAUGUCGCGUAUUCUUAAGGUAGUAAAGAAAAACUCCAGUCAACAAGAAGUUGCCUCACCAGUCACGGCAUGGCCUCGUGGGGCCUGGGGUUCUCCGUUUGUUGCAUCUAGAUUUGGUAGAGCUUCUUUCCCCAGAGGUGGUAUUCCGAGUGUGUACAGGUCCCGCCUCCCAAUAAAAGGUGGUGCUAGAAGCUUACAGUGGAAGCGCGAUGCUCAAAAUCCAUCAUCUGAUAACAUCUCGAGCCCUACCGCCAUCCCGUCUCCCACCACCACCACUCGUAGUCUCACUUAUGUUCGAACCGAGGCCGCCAAGCCCAAUAACGGCGCCUGAAACUUGAAUUAUUGGCGGGAAAAAUGGUUAAUAACUAAUUUUGUAUUUGAAGGAUAAACACGAAAGGGUUAGUUAUGAGGUUUUAGGGUGGUAUUUUUUUGGGUCCAAUUGGAUUUUUAUGAAAGAGGAUUCAGUUAUAUAAGUAUAUGUUGAGUUGAUGUAAUAAGAUAGAUUGCCUGCUGGCUUAUCCAUGUACCUCAACUCUUCCAAAGGAUGUUUUAAAGCCAUGGUCUAAAUAGAAAAAAGAAAAAAAAGUUGUAA
Molecule: messenger RNA, 2298 nt
Organism: Helianthus annuus (common sunflower)
Lineage: Eukaryota; Viridiplantae; Streptophyta; Magnoliopsida; Asterales; Asteraceae
Product: nucleolar protein 12
Exons: 10
Coding region: 286-2037 (583 amino acids)
Biological process (GO): mRNA processing; regulation of mRNA stability
Cellular component (GO): nucleus; cytoplasm
Molecular function (GO): poly(A) binding
Source: RefSeq, a predicted model, not a curated record